AUGAAGAUCUUCGCGCUCUCCAUCUUCCUCGCCCCGUCCUCACAGUCCUCCACCGUUCUCACCUCCGCGACGGACCUCUCCUCCUUCUCCUUCUACCAGCGCCCCUCCGUCGGCGAGUUCAUGCAGUUCUUCGCCAAGACCAUCGUCGAGCGCACACCUUCCGGGCAACGGCAGAGCGUGCAGGAGAACCAAUAUACCGCGCACGUGUACAAUCGCGGAGGCGCAGAGCAGUUGGCUGCGGUGAUCGUCACCGACUCUGAAUACCCCGUCCGACCGGCGUUCUCCCUGCUCACGAAGCUCCUAGAGGACUUUGUGGCGAAGGUGCCCGCGACGACGUACAGCACCCCAGCGGCGAUCAGCUUUCCGGAGAUCAACACGUAUCUGCAGAAGUAUCAGGAUCCGCGGCAGGCGGAUGCGAUCAUGCGGGUGCAGCAGGAACUCGACGAGACGAAGAUUAUUCUACACAAGACGAUCGAAUCGGUGCUCGCGCGGGGGGAGAAGAUCAACGACCUGGUGGACCGGUCGAACGCGUUGAGCACGCAGAGCAAGAUGUUUUACAAGACGGCGAAGAAGCAAAACUCGUGCUGCGUGCUGAUGUGA
This is a messenger RNA of Laetiporus sulphureus 93-53, 600 nucleotides long. RefSeq names its product snare protein YKT6. The transcript is spliced from 4 exons. The record is from RefSeq and is a predicted model, not a curated record. Gene Ontology annotation, cellular component: membrane; Golgi apparatus. Lineage: Eukaryota; Fungi; Basidiomycota; Agaricomycetes; Polyporales; Laetiporaceae. The coding region runs from base 1 to 600 and encodes 199 amino acids. Gene Ontology annotation, biological process: endoplasmic reticulum to Golgi vesicle-mediated transport. Gene Ontology annotation, molecular function: SNAP receptor activity.